Ascoidea rubescens DSM 1968 is the source of this 1610-nucleotide messenger RNA. RefSeq names its product DODA-type extradiol aromatic ring-opening family dioxygenase. The transcript has a single exon. Gene Ontology annotation, molecular function: zinc ion binding; oxidoreductase activity, acting on single donors with incorporation of molecular oxygen; ferrous iron binding. The coding region runs from base 472 to 1542 and encodes 356 amino acids. The record is from RefSeq and is a predicted model, not a curated record. Lineage: Eukaryota; Fungi; Ascomycota; Saccharomycetes; Ascoideales; Ascoideaceae.
UUCAAGAUGAGUAUCUAGAAUAUAUAAAGAUCUUGAGUUCUUGACUGUUCUCUUUGCAUAGCGGAUAAAUACUGUAUGAGAUAAAUCAGUAAUAAGCAGUUUUAUUGAAAGUUAAUGAGAUCACUUCAGUUUCAGAACCGAAGUUUUAUGUACUUUAUAACUGUUUUAAUAGUAUUAUUAAUCGCAUUGUUUUAUCCAUAUUUAAAUAACUUGCUAACAAAUCGUUUUGUUACACCUAUAAGUGUAUCUUUAUUUAGAAGAUCAUCCAACUCAACAACUGGGCUUUCAGCAAGAAGCUUUUCAGGAAAGGGUUUUUCAAUUUUCAACAAUUUAUUCAAUCUGUCUUCAAACUCAAAUAGUCUCAAUAAUACCGAUAAGAGCAAUAUAAAUAGUAACAGUAACAGUAACAGUAAUAGUAAUAGUAAUAGUAAUAGUAAUAGUAAUAGUAAUAGUAAUAGUAAUAGUGAUAAAAUGGUCAGUUCUAAUAUUAAUCCAAUUGUUUAUGGUGACGAUGAGCACUUUAUCAAUAAUCCAACACCAGUCUAUUUUCUCAGUCAUGGUGGUCCAACUUUUAUGUAUGAAAAGACUGAAUUUGGUGGAGACGUUGGUGCAUGGAGAGAAACCAAAAAGAUCGGUAAAAAUAUAAUUAAUAAGAUUAAACCAAAAUUCAUUGUUUCAAUAUCUGCUCAUUGGGAAUCAAAUUCCAAUAAAACUUUUGAAAUUGGUAUUCCCGAUAUUAAUUCAGAAUUUUUUUCAUCGUCAAGAGAUUCAAAUUCCUUUGGGUCAGGCUCAAGAUUAUUUUCAUCAAAAUCAAAAUCAAACUUCAACGGUGAUGAUAACAGAAAAUUAUCAAAUGACGAACUACCUUUAAUUUAUGAUUUUUAUGGAUUCCCAAAUCAUAUGUAUUUAGAAAAAUUCCAUUCGAAGGGUUCAAUUGAAUUGGCUGAACAAAUCAAAUCUUUAUUCCAAGAAAAUAACUUGAAUGUCUCGUUGGUUAAAAGAGGAAUUGACCAUGGUGUUUGGGUUCCUUUUAAAGUUGCAUUUUCAGAAAAUAAACCAAAAGACCAGGUUUGGGAUUUGGAAAUGCCUUUGAUUCAAAUUUCAUUAUUAAGUUGUACCCCCAACAGUUUUAAAGAUCAUUAUAAAAUGGGCAAAGUUUUAUCCAAAUUACGAAAAAAAGGUGGAUUAAUCAUUUGCUCAGGAAUGUCAGUUCACAACCUAAGAGAGAUGGGUAUGGCUCAAUAUUAUGGAAGAGAAUAUAUGAAAUAUACUCCAGCUUUCAAUAGUUUAUUGACAAAAUUAUUAACCGAAAAUAAAGAGGGAAGAGAAAGAUUGAAUGCAUUUGAAAAUAUUCUUCAUGACCAAAAAUCAAGAAAUCUAUUGUUUUCUUCUCAUCCCACGUUGGAACACUUUAUGCCCAUUAUAGUUGCUGCUGGUGCUGCUGGAAAUGAUCCAGUAAAGGAAAGAUACACCAAAUCUGUUGAUAGUUUGGGAUGGAAUAUCUAUGAGUUCAAUUCACCUCGUAGCGACGCUCAAUUAUAAUAUAAGCUGACUCAAGUAUUUACAUAGAUUGCAUAACUAAUACACAUUUUUCACUUCUUUUCAGCUCU